AUGUGAUAAGAAAGAAAAAAAAAUGAAAGAGAAUCAGGCCCUGUACCAAGGAUUCUUCUGGCCAUGUGUGUGGAGGCGUUGAGACAAAUUCCAUGGCAGUUAGAAAGUAAACUGGCUGCCAAGAUGGACAGGAAGGAACAAACCUUGACCUUCUACACUCCUGAGGUCUUCAAAAUAAAAGGAAACCGAAAAUACCAAAGGCCUACCCUUCCUACCAACAAGCAAUCGAUGUCAUCCCAGAAGCGGCAACAGUAUGUGGAUCAGGCAUACACCUACACCCGGAUGUUCGGUGCCAGUCUCUCUGGCUUUAGCCUCCUGAUGCUGAUCUGCACGUCCCCACUGAGCUGGGUGCAGUUCCUGGUGUCCGAAAAUGGCCUUGAGCUUGACGCAGGACUGUGGACCUUAUGCAACUAUGAGCUGUGCUGGAGCAACAUACCCAAGCCACCCUAUUACCUCCAAUAUUCCAGGGCCUUCUUCAUCAUCUCUAUCCUCUGCAUGCUUACUUGCCUUGGCUUGCUCUUCAACUCCUGCCGCCCUGCAGAAGGAGUCCUGUCCUCUGAGUUGGAUCUGAAGGUGUCAAUCCUCAGCUUCUGCUCAGGUACUGACUGGCAAGCUCUCUGCUUGCUCCUCUGCCUCAACCUGUUUGUGGCCCAGGUUGAGUGGUAUACAAAGAGUGCCAUGGAGUCAGAGUUCCUGUGGGCCUAUUAUCUUAAUUGGUGCAGUGACGUCUUGUAUGGCUGUGCUGGGAUCAUCUCUUUUCUCAACUACAUAACUUUCCAACCUCAUUCUCCUGAUGAAAGUGACAGUAUGGUCCCACAGCACAAGUCCAGGCUACAAAAUCCACCAACAAAACCACCCACUACAGCUGAAAAGUCAAGUUCUAAGAUCCAGUUUCUAAGUGUGAGAGGGGGAAAACAGUCCAGUGUGAGAGCUGAGAAACAGCCCAGUGUGAGAGCUGAGAAACAGCCCAGUGUGAGAGCUGAGAAACAGCCCAGUGUCAGAGGGGAGAAACAGCCCAGUGUGAGAGGGGGGAAACAGCCCAGUGUGAGAGGGGAGAAACAGCCCAGUGUGAGAGGGGAAAAACAGCCCAGUGUGAGAGGGGAGAAACAGCCCAGUGUCAGACUGUGAUAGAAAUAGGAAAGGGGACAUCCUGCUGUCUUACAAACAGAGGUGGGCUAAGUGAGAAAUGAUUGUGCAAAUUCGAUGAAACCUUCUGAUAUCAUGUCCAUAGUAGCAUUAAAGGUAACAAAAUGUC
Messenger RNA from Mesocricetus auratus (golden hamster), 1255 nucleotides. RefSeq names its product transmembrane protein 202 (gene Tmem202). NCBI's taxonomy places the organism in Eukaryota, Metazoa, Chordata, Mammalia, Rodentia, Cricetidae. Gene Ontology annotation, cellular component: plasma membrane. Bases 64 to 1128 code for a protein of 354 amino acids. The record is from RefSeq and is a predicted model, not a curated record. The transcript is spliced from 5 exons.